Messenger RNA from Babesia bigemina, 1098 nucleotides. Its product is annotated as Alpha-ketoglutarate-dependent dioxygenase alkB. The coding region runs from base 1 to 1098 and encodes 365 amino acids. The record is from RefSeq and is a predicted model, not a curated record. Gene Ontology annotation, biological process: oxidative RNA demethylation. The transcript is spliced from 6 exons. Gene Ontology annotation, cellular component: nucleus; cytoplasm. Gene Ontology annotation, molecular function: ferrous iron binding; oxidative RNA demethylase activity; broad specificity oxidative DNA demethylase activity. NCBI's taxonomy places the organism in Eukaryota, Apicomplexa, Aconoidasida, Piroplasmida, Babesiidae.
AUGUACGAGGAGAACGCUGUUAGGAGCCACUCCAACGCUGUAUUCAACGAAAUAAGGAACACGCCGCUGGAAUCACUCAACACGCAGACCUUUAGGAGCAGCAUCGCCGCCGCCAUACGCCUGAGUUCGGAAGGCGCAGCGGACGACGACGCCAGUGGAAAUCAGAGGUUGCAGGAGGCGUUGCGCAUCGCAGGCAUAUACAAAGUCCACUUCCUGCCGCCGUGCAGCGAUCUGCACCAUGCAGGCCAGGCGACGGUGUACACGUUCGACGGAUUCCCAGGUAUCGCGACGCGCAGCACGACUCGAUGCAUCACAGGGUUGUAUCUGGUGAGAAACUACCUCACGGAAGCGCAGUGCGAAAGGCUCAUGUGCCGGACGCUCACCGAGUACAUCAACGUGAGCUGCGACUGCCACAGCAUAACCCACGCUCAGCCGCCUAACAACAGCAACAUCUACCAGAACGACAGGGCUCUCUGCACACCGAUAUGGCCGUCCGCCAACUUCAAAAAGCUCAGAUGGGCGACCAUCGGGCACAUGUACGACUGGGGCACGAGGAGUUACCGCGGUUACAGCGCAUUCCCCGAGCCGCUGGUCAAGAUAACGCAGUCGCUCUUAUCGCAUUUCAACCGCGAAUACGUGCCCGACGCGGCAAUCAUCAACUGCUACACGAAGGGCUACUUCCUGCGCCUCCACAAGGAUGACGCGGAGGAGACUGACGACACCGUGGUCAACAUCAGCCUCGGAGCACCGGCCAUAUUCACCAUCGGCGGCCGCGACUACAGAAACAGCACCAUACCCGUGGCCAUGGUGGUCGAUUCGGGCUCGGUUGUGCUCAUGGCGGAAGACUCCAGGUUCUGCCUGCACGGCGUAGUCAAGUUGCUGGGGUACAACAAGCCCGGCCGUCACGAUUGCGACGCCGGCGGCACCAGUGAUGUGGGUGACUCCGCGUACGCGGCGCCCCGCCUGAGCAUGGUCAUCCCGCGGUGCGGUGACGACGCGACCGCAUCGCUGGAAUGCGACCCGGAGUCCCUCGAUAGCGUGAAAAGGCUCUUCGCCGAUCAUCGAGUGUCCAUCAGCAUCAGGCGCGCCAAACGCUGA